Messenger RNA from Homalodisca vitripennis (glassy-winged sharpshooter), 2516 nucleotides. RefSeq names its product polycomb group protein Psc-like. Gene Ontology annotation, molecular function: promoter-specific chromatin binding. The record is from RefSeq and is a predicted model, not a curated record. Gene Ontology annotation, biological process: negative regulation of transcription by RNA polymerase II. The transcript is spliced from 9 exons. Gene Ontology annotation, cellular component: PRC1 complex. The coding region runs from base 732 to 2507 and encodes 591 amino acids. Lineage: Eukaryota; Metazoa; Arthropoda; Insecta; Hemiptera; Cicadellidae.
UGGAUGUGGGACGUGAUGGUUGUUGUGUGUGUCCCGUCCUUCACUACAGUGAUUUUAUAGUGAAUUCGGUUCUUAUUCUGCAAACAAACUAGUGAUCUGAUAACAUUAGGUUCUGAUCGAGUGUCGGCCUAGGUGACUUAGUGAAGUGGAGUGUUGACUUUCCAAGUCGUGUGUUUGGGGGACCAACGUGGCGACUAUUCAAACACUGCUGACUUAUUAUAGAUAAAAUAUCUCCAACUAUUGAUUAUAACAAGUGAAGACAAAGUGUUACAUGUUAAACCUACUUUUUAUGAGUGAUCUUUACUAUUGCCAAUUUUUUAGUAAUGAUUCUCUGUAAUCAAUAGUUAAAUUAUUAAUUUAUUUUUUGAGAAAACGAUAACUAAUUAUUUUACCUUAUUAAGUAAACAUCACCAUUUUUUACUUUUUCAGUUAAAACACGAUAUUGUUCAAAACUAUCCUACAUGAUAAGUAACUCCUUGGAGAAAUUGAGUUUUUCGUGCUGUGCCCGCUUGCGUUGGUACGCCUGGCGAGUAGCUUUUGUGCGUCCCUCCCCUCUCCCCUCGCUGUAAUUCUAACCUAGCCUCGGUCGGCCCUUUUGUCGAGUGCGUGUGUGUGUAGUGGAAAGUUGACAUCCGGAGUUUCGUGUCGGUUGACGGUAGUGAAGUAGUGUCUGGUGAUGUCAUGGGAUUAACUGGAUAAAUUUGGAUAUUUUGGAUAUUCUCUCAAUCAGGAUGCAGGCACCACCGCUGCCUCAACAGCCCCGAGGAAGGGUCCGCCUCACGGAGGUCAACCCCCACCUCGUCUGCGUCCUCUGCCACGGAUAUUUCAUCGACGCCACCACCAUGGCCGAAUGUCCCCAUUCCUUCUGCCGCAGCUGCAUAGUGCUCUACCUGGAGACCAAGAGCUACUGCCCCAUCUGUGAGGUGCAGAUCCACAAGACCAAGCCUCAUCUCAACCUGAAGCCCGACAAGACGUUGCAGGACAUCGUCUACAAGUUGGUGCCCGGACUCUUCCACGACGAGAUGAGGAGAAGAAGAGCUUUCUAUGCCAAAUAUCCUAACAGAGAUCUGUAUUUGAGCCCCGAGGCCCGAGGUGUGGGUGUGGAGAGGAUCAUCUACUCGCCAGAAGACAGCAUCAGUCUCUCCAUAGAGUACUAUGAUGAGAAAGACGAACUAGGCCGGGAAGCUGUUGGCCAAAUACUUCCCAAAAGCGAGACAAAUACCGUUAGAUCUGACCGAGAAAGGGAAGAAUGGGCCCCGACCAGACCCGGCUCUUGCUACGACGCUGCUGCCCAGCCACAGCCGAGCCAGAGUCCAACUCCGGCAUGCAAAGAUGGACUGAAGAGGUAUCUCCAGUGUCCUGCUGCUGUCAACAUGAGACUGCUGAAGAAGUUCAUCCGCCUCAAAUUCGGCCUCUCCCAAGCGUGCACGGUGGAGAUUCUGUACAGAAGGGAGUCCCUACCAGACUCCUACUCGCUCAUGGACAUCGCCUACAUCUACACUUGGAAAAGGAACGGGCCGAUGAGGUUUUACUACCGCAUCCAAGUGCCGACACCGAUGAGGACCGAGCUGCCGUGCCUGACACCGUCCUCUGAGCCGAUCAGAGACUCCGUUCCCGGGAAGCUCAAAAGCCCAGAACUCCUGGAUGCGGUGGGAUUGCGGCCCAUUCCGCCCGCCGAGGCUGUCACGAUUCAGCCGAUGGAAACGAACCUAGAAGUGAAGGCGAAGAAAGAUGCUCCUGAAAAAGAAGGAAUCCCGAAGGUCGAAGAGAGGCCGAAGACUACACUCGCCGAUGAUACUGCGGUGAGUCUCCUGCUGGCUCUCAGUAACGGACACGGAGGUCAAGAGCAGCAGAAGGAAGCGGUAGUUGUGGACAGUAAACAAGGACAGGCGUCAGCAGAACCGGAGACGUGCCCGCCACCUACACCGACGCGGCCGUCUAACGCCAACGGGGGAGUGUUCAAAGUGCCUCAGUCCAUGACCAAGAGAUUUGUCAUUAACGGAGGUAAGCUAGUGGCCGUGAAGAACAAGCAGCCAGGCGGGAAGUCGAGUAAAUCUGCAGAGAAGACUAAAGUCAACGGGAAGACCGUUAACGUAGAGAGUUCCUAUUUGGGUGAUCGUUUUACUAAUCCUCUGGGUCUCGUUAGUAACGGUCCUUUAGGAGUUCAGGGAGGAAGACUACCCCCCGGAUCUCCCAGACCGCCUCCCAACUCCGAGAGAGUCAUGAAGACCAAAUACAUGACACCGUCUGGACUACUCGUCAACAGGUUGACUCCAGAAAUCACCCUUUCGCAAAAUAAACCGGUUCAAGAGUCGAUCAAACCUCCGCAGAUCUCAAGCAAUCAAAUGAGACCGGUCAAGACUCAGGUGAAACCGAACGGACACAACAGACCCACCUCCAACGGCCAGCCUCCCCACAGGAAGGAGACCAACAGACUGGAGCAGAUCGUGCAGAACUGCUUGAAAAAAGGAGUCGUCUCAGAAGUCUUCCGAGAGAAAAGAAGCUGAAACGAAAGA